CCGCUGUGAGGGCGGGGUGCGCAAACGCGCCGACUGUCGGAAAGAGCGCAGCGCAGCGCGCGCGGGGGAAGAAAGUCUCGCGCUUUCACAGGAGCCGCCUGGACGCGCGCGCUGUACCGGAGCCGCCGCCGCCGCCUUUAAGCGCAGAAUAAUGGGACUAUCAGCUUUAUCACCGUGUUUCCUUUUAACAGCUGUCGCUCUUACGACGACUUUAGCGAGCAAACUAAACGUCCCACGUCUUCGCCUCUCAUACAAAGAUCUGGUGGCCACUAAUCGCACCUCCAUCUUCUCUGGUCUGCAUGGGGACCUACAACUGUCAGCCAUGUUUUUGGACGAGUAUCACGACAGACUCUUUCUGGGAGGGAAAGAUGUCCUCUACUCUCUUCGACUGGACCGCACACACACUGAUGCUAAAGAGAUCCACUGGUCAUUGCCUGGGAACAGAGAAGACUGCAUUUUGAAAGGAAAGGACUCAGAGACGGAGUGUGCUAAUUUCGUGCGUCUUCUACACCCUUUUAACCGGACUCAUCUCCUGGCAUGUGGAACUGGAGCUUUCAAACCCGUGUGUGCUCUCGUUUACGUCGGAUAUCGUGGAGAGCAUGUAUUUUCACUGGAGCCUUCCAGUGUGGAAAAUGGAAGAGGACGAUGCCCUCAUGACCCCAAACUCCCGUUCGCCAGCACCUUCAACGGUGGGGAGCUGUACACAGGUCUGACGGCUGAUUUCUUGGGACGUGACUCUGUCAUUUUGAGGAGUUUGGGGCAUCGAUCUCCUAUGAGGACUGAAACGGACCAGAAGAUAUUACAUGAGCCCAGGUUCGUGGCUGCGCACCUCAUUCCAGACAGCGCAGAUAAAGAUGAUGACAAAGUUUACUUCUUUUUCACUGAAAGAGCCAGCGAGGCUAGGGAGAGAGAGGGAGAGGCAGCAAUACACACACGCAUUGGACGAGUGUGUGCGAAUGACAUUGGAGGGAAGAGAGUACUGGUGAAUAAAUGGAGUACGUUUAUUAAAGCGCGAUUGGUGUGCUCUGUUCCUGGGCCUCACGGCAUUGACACACACUUUGACCAGCUGGAGGAUGUGUUUCUUCUGAGGACUAAGGAUGAAAAAAUUCCAGAAGUUUACGCCAUCUUCAGCACCAUCAGCAACGUGUUCCAGGGCUAUGCUGUGUGUGUGUAUAACAUGGCUGAUAUUCGUGAGGUGUUCAAUGGGCCCUUUGCUCAUAAAGAGGGACCGAAUUAUCAGUGGGGACCUUAUGAAGGACGCGUCCCAUAUCCCAGACCUGGAGUGUGCCCGAGUAAGAUCACUGCUCAGCCCGGCCGUAAGUUUGGCAGCACUCUGGAGUUCCCAGACGCUGUGCUGCAGUUUACUCGCUCUCAUCCUCUCAUGUGGCGUGUUGUGUACCCAACUCACCGCCAGCCUCUGCUCUUACGCACCUCCACACCAUACAGACUCACACACAUAACCGUGGACCGCACCCAGGCCGAGGACGACCCUUAUGACGUCAUGUUCAUUGGCACAGAUGUUGGCACUGUCCUGAAGGUCAUUGCACUGCGUAAUGGCAACUCAAUCACCACUGAGGAGCUCACACUGGAGGAGCUGCAGGUCUUUAAGGUGCCCACUCCCAUCACCUCCAUGGAGAUUUCAGUGAAGCGGCAAUCACUGUUUGUGGGCUCAAGUGCUGGUGUCGCACAGGUUUCUCUGCAUCGCUGCAGCUUGUACGGUAAAGCAUGUGCUGAGUGCUGCCUGGCACGAGACCCCUACUGCGCCUGGGAUGGGCACACCUGCACACACUACGUUCCCAGUGCUAAACGCCGCUACCGCAGACAAGACAUCAGACAUGCAAACCUAGCACUGCAAUGCAGAGACCAGAACCAGAGCGUGGAAGAUGUGGACACGGUUGAAGUGCGGGUUGUGUAUGGCACAGAGAACAACAGCACCUUUCUGGAGUGUGUCCCUCGAUCUCCACAAGCCACCGUCACCUGGCACAUCCACCGGGAUGAACAUCUGGAGGAGGUGGAGCUGGACGAGCGAGUGGUAAAAACGGAUGAAGGCUUGCUGUUCAGGCAAGUGUUACGACACGAUGAAGGUGUCUACGUGUGCCGCUCUCGGGAACAUGGAUUUUCUCAGACGUUGUCCCGUGUGUGGUUGGAUGUGUUACAAGGGGACACGCUUGCUGACUUACUAUCACAAGGUAGUAAACACAAGGUUUGGUCUCCAUGUCCUGCCCACAUGGGCUCAGGUAACCGAAUGCCAUCCAAGGGUUGGUUUAAGGAUGUCUUGCAGCUGAUUGGGCCAUCAAAUCUUCCUCAAGUAGAGCAAUACUGUGACCGCGUCUGGUGCAAUGAAAAACUGCGGCGGAAGCACAAGAACAUGUUGGAUAAAUACAGACAAGCGCAAGACGCAGCACGGAAAACCAGAGGCAGUAAGAACGUCGGGGAACGGAAUCGUAUGCCACGAGACACACAUGCAGUAGAGUGACACACACACACACACACACACACACACAGCGAUGAACUCAUGGACAAAGAGACAAGGGUGAUGAUAAUGUUAUAAAAAACCUCUCAAGCUCAAAGACGUUGAUAUUCAUACAUACACACUGCUCACACAGACAAAGAGGUGGACAGUGUUUACCAUCUUCAGAACUCUUCAUAAUUAUGGAGCAAAUUUUAUAUUAUGUUUUCUUAAUUAACGUGUUAUCAUGAUGUGAUUUGUAGAAAUUUGACGACAGUUGCUGUAUCAACAGAAGAAACAGACACUAUGUGGCACACACACACACACACGUGCUCUACAUCUAUUUUUUUUUUACUGUAGUUUAGAACUGUAUGUGCUGAGAAGAUCUGGGUGUGUUCAUAACAUCGCUCUGACAAUGCUGGAGUAAAGCCAAAGACCUUUAUGAUCAUCCAGAUUUUAAAAGUGCUUGCAGGUUUUCUUUUUGUUUCUUUAUUUCUUUUUUUCUUUCUUCUGAGCAACUUGUUAAACUAAAUUUUUUGAAAGUGUAAUUUGCUAAUUUAUUUGGCUAAUUUACUGCAGGCUACUGGUUGUAAGUGGAUUACGGAAGGAAUAAAACAUGAUGGGGCAUGCAGUUAGAGGAAAAUGAUUAAUAGUGGAAUAGUGUGAAGCCAGUUAUGUCACCUCAAAGUGUUUAAUUUAUCUGACAUAUACCAGAGCAAUUUGCCAACACUAACAAUGCUGUAUUUAUUAAAGAACGACACAUCGUGCAUUA
Messenger RNA from Neoarius graeffei (lesser salmon catfish), 3221 nucleotides. RefSeq names its product sema domain, immunoglobulin domain (Ig), short basic domain, secreted, (semaphorin) 3bl (gene sema3g). The record is from RefSeq and is a predicted model, not a curated record. The transcript is spliced from 16 exons. Gene Ontology annotation, molecular function: semaphorin receptor binding; chemorepellent activity. The coding region runs from base 152 to 2476 and encodes 774 amino acids. Gene Ontology annotation, biological process: axon guidance; negative regulation of axon extension involved in axon guidance; positive regulation of cell migration. Lineage: Eukaryota; Metazoa; Chordata; Actinopteri; Siluriformes; Ariidae.